GAGUACAAUCCUCAUCCUAAAAGGCAGGAAGAGUGAAAUAUUCUACCAUCAUAAAGAAGACUUAUCUUACUUUCCAUUGGCUAGGAAUGAAGUACACUAAUUUGGAAAAUUUAUUCUUACUUAUGAAAAGUUGUGUGAAGGGAACCACCUUCUCUCCCUUCUCUAAACAAUUUUUAGCACUAAAAAUACCAAAACACAGUGGUAAAAUAUCACUUUAUCUUCUGUGAUCUUGUCCUAUUACAAAGCAAUAUGCAUAAAUAUAUAAUUAACUAAUUUUUAUCUCUCUAGAUUAGCUACACAAUGGAUAUGCAAUGAUUUCUGGACAUAAAAAAACCUGAAGGAACAUGACCAGCUGGAACUGCACACUGGUGACCUAUUUCCAAUUUUUACCUUUCUCCAGCAUCCCAGAGGUCCAAGACUCUCUCUUUUGUCUGGUAUUGUUCAUGUACCUCAGUACUUUGGUGGGGAACUUCCUCAUCAUUAUGAUCACUAUGGUAGAUGCUACCUUCUGCUCCCCCAUGUAUUUUUUCCUCAAGAAUUUGUCCUUCCUGGAGAUUGGCUACACUACAUCCACAAUCCCCAAGAUGCUGGUGAACUUCCUCACAAAAAGGAAGGGCAUAUCAUUUCUGGGCUGUGCCACACAGAUGUACAUGUUCACCCUCUUUGGGAUCACAGAAUGUUGUCUGCUGGCUGCCAUGGCCUAUGAUCGCUAUGUGGCCAUAUGCCAUCCCCUGCACUACACCACCAUGAUGAGCUGGAAUAAGUGCUUCCUGCUGGCAGUUUUAUCUUGGCUUACUGGGUUCUUGGUGGCCUUAGGGCAGACAACGUUCAUCUUUACCCUUCCAUAUUGUGGGCCCAACAAGAUCAAUCACUUCUUCUGUGACCUGCCACCCCUGCUGAAGUUGGCUUGUGUGGACACCUACAACAAUGAAAUCACCAUCUACAUAGUAGCUGUCCUCUUCAUCAUGGCCCCUUUCUUACUCAUAGUUGUGUCAUAUGUAAAGAUACUCCACACCAUCUUCCAGAUGCCAUCAGCUGGGGACAAGAGAAAAACGUUCUCUACUUGCUCAUCUCAUCUGGUCGUGGUCACUCUGUUUUAUGGAUCUGGCAUUGUGACUUACUUGAGACCCAAAACUCCUUAUUCCAGCAGCAGAAACAAAUUGCUUUCUCUCUUUUACACACUGAUGUCUCCAACGAUGAAUCCCUUGAUUUACAGUUUGAGGAACAAAGAGGUAAAACAAGCCUUGAAAAGACUGAUAGCCAAAAAAAUAAAUAUGUGAUAUGUGUAUGAACUAUAUUAAAUUAAAUCUAGUGGUAGUUUCCUUUUUUGU
Messenger RNA from Apus apus (common swift), 1331 nucleotides. RefSeq names its product olfactory receptor 10A4-like. Gene Ontology annotation, cellular component: membrane. Gene Ontology annotation, biological process: G protein-coupled receptor signaling pathway. The transcript has a single exon. The coding region runs from base 345 to 1280 and encodes 311 amino acids. Lineage: Eukaryota; Metazoa; Chordata; Aves; Apodiformes; Apodidae. The record is from RefSeq and is a predicted model, not a curated record. Gene Ontology annotation, molecular function: olfactory receptor activity; G protein-coupled receptor activity.